AUGAAUACAGAAUAUUAGGAAUAGGAUAUUCAGUUGGAGAGAAAAUCUCCAUAACAAUCUGAAGAUGCAAACAAUUAAUUAUUUUCUAUUUGUUUUGCCAUAGUUUACAAUUGUAUUUGGGGAAUGCUGUUUUGUUUUUUUAGACAUCGUUAUUGUAAGACAAUUGCAUUUUAAUCAAGAGAUGAAGAGGAAUGCAAAGUGAUGAACUUUUGGUCACUCGUAGCAGAGAUAUUUUUAUUUACAGUAGCCAUCUACAAAUUAGCGAUAGAAUUACCAGUGUAUUAUAGAGCCUUAGGGAGAUGGAAGAAUAAACUUUUUGAGAUUGCAGAAAAAGUAGAAUUCGUUUUGAGCAUAAUUGUUUUAAUAGGACUGAGUUAUGCUUAUUUCCAAUUUGAGGAUUGCUAGGGAUUGAGAACCUUUGUUUUAGUGUAUUUAAUAGUGACCUAUUUGGUUUUGGGCAUAUAUUUGGUUUCUCUGCUUCUACUAAUCACAAACAAAAGUAACAAUUCUGGAUGA
Messenger RNA from Paramecium tetraurelia, 516 nucleotides. RefSeq lists its product as uncharacterized. The record is from RefSeq and is a predicted model, not a curated record. The transcript has 3 exons. NCBI's taxonomy places the organism in Eukaryota, Ciliophora, Oligohymenophorea, Peniculida, Parameciidae.